Alosa alosa (allis shad) is the source of this 1153-nucleotide messenger RNA. RefSeq names its product apolipoprotein B mRNA editing enzyme, catalytic polypeptide-like 2a (gene apobec2a). The record is from RefSeq and is a predicted model, not a curated record. The transcript is spliced from 3 exons. Gene Ontology annotation, biological process: cytidine to uridine editing. NCBI's taxonomy places the organism in Eukaryota, Metazoa, Chordata, Actinopteri, Clupeiformes, Clupeidae. Gene Ontology annotation, cellular component: cytoplasm; nucleus. Gene Ontology annotation, molecular function: RNA binding; cytidine deaminase activity. Bases 198 to 992 code for a protein of 264 amino acids.
ACACACACACUUUAACCUCUCCUGCAGUGCUCCUUCAGUCCAACCUUCUCAAUCUCACAGAUGCACACACACACACGUGCAUACCCAUGCUAACACACACACACACACACACACACACACACACACACACACACACACACACACACAAACACAUACACAUAUAAAUUCCCCGUCCACCCGUCAGCCGUAAGCUAGUCAUGGCAGACAAGAAGAGUGCGCCCGUGGUCAGGAGGAAGGAGAGGUUGGUGGACAAGAAGAAGGAGGCGCAGGUGGCGGUAAAGGAGAAGGCCAAGGAGGACAAGGCCAAGGAGGACAAGGCCAAGGAGAAGAAGCCCGCGGAGGUGGUGGCGAAUGGGGAGGCCGCCGUCAACGGGACCAACGGGGUAGUAGCUGACGGGGAAGCCGCGGAGAAUGGAGAAGCCAAAGUGGAGCCCAUUGAGCUGCCACCCUUCGAAAUAACGUCGGGCGACCGGAUGGACCCUUUCUUCUUCAAGUUCCAGUUUAAGAAUGUGGAGUACUCCUCGGGCCGCAACAAGACCUUCCUCUGCUACCUGAUGGACCCUGGCAAUGACGGGCUGCUCAUGCGAGGCUACCUGGAGGACGAGCACGCCUCUGACCACGUGGAGGAGGCCUUCUUCAAGCAGGUGCUACCCUACUACAACCCCAAGACAAAGUACACCGUCACCUGGUACAUGUCGUCUAGCCCGUGCGCGGCCUGCGCCGUCAAGCUGGUGGAGAUCCUAAAGGCGCGGCCCACGGUUCGCCUCACCAUCUUCUCCGCCCGCCUCUUUAUGUGGGAGGAGCCAGAGAUCCAGGCGGGGCUGAAGGCGCUGACGGCGGCAGGCUGCAAGCUGCGCAUCAUGAAGCCGCUGGACUUCACGUACAGCUGGGACACGUUCGUGGACAACGACUGUGACACCUUCACGCUGUGGGAGGACUGCCAGGAGAACUACGAGUACUACCAGGACAAGCUGGCCGACAUCCUGCAGUGACAGACCCUGGAGAUCAGUUGGAAAGGAUCAUGAGAAAACACCUGUCAAUUCCCUUACAACAACUGCAGAGCUGUAAUGCACAUCUUAGUGUGUGUGUGUGUGUGUGUGUCAGUGUUGCGCGGGUUUGGUCACAAGCGGCCCGCGGUCUCCCGAUAUUUUAA